Molecule: messenger RNA, 875 nt
Organism: Rosa rugosa (rugosa rose)
Lineage: Eukaryota; Viridiplantae; Streptophyta; Magnoliopsida; Rosales; Rosaceae
Product: norbelladine synthase-like
Exons: 2
Coding region: 147-620 (157 amino acids)
Biological process (GO): abscisic acid-activated signaling pathway; defense response
Cellular component (GO): cytoplasm; nucleus
Molecular function (GO): protein phosphatase inhibitor activity; signaling receptor activity; abscisic acid binding
Source: RefSeq, a predicted model, not a curated record
UCAUUUGGUAUAUUCAUUACCUUAAAGCUUCCCUUCCGAGUUCCAUUAUCUAGCUAAUCGAGCACAAGUACGUACGUAGACACCGGCCGGCCCAAGAAAAAGAUCGACAAGGAUUUCAAGAGAUUCCGGAGGGAAGAUCGACUGAAAUGGUUGUUGGCGGGCAAGUUUUGCAUGAGUUAGAGGUUCAAGUGUGUGCAAGCCAAGCAUGGGAGCUGAUGGGCACACUUGAGCUCGCUAAACUCAUCCAACAAACCCUCACCGAUGUAAUUGACAAUAUUGAAGUCGUACAAGGCGAUGGACAAGCCGGAACUAUUAUCAAAGUAACAUUUGCACCGGGAGUACCGGGCCCUAGAUGGCAAAAGGAGAAGUUCACAAUGGUAGAUAAUGAAAAGCGGGUGAAAGAAGUGGAGGUGAUUGAAGGUGGAUAUCUGGAAUUAGGGUUUACCCUUUUCCGAGUUCGAGGCGAAAUCAUAGAGUCCGCCUCCUGCUGUUGCAUUAUCAAAUCAACCAUUGAGUAUGAGCUUAAGGAAGAUGCUGCUGCCAACGUCUCACUUGUGUCCGCGCACCCUUUCGCAAAAAUUGCAGAGAUCGCCAAAAACCAUCUCCUCCUCCAAAAUUAAGAUCGAUCAAUGCACGCAAGUUAAUCUACUAGAGCUCGUCUGAACACAGCAUGGACGUAAACAUUGUAUCAAUAUAUAUAUAUAUAUAUAGUCACGUUAUAGCUGUAAUGGAUCUAUCUUCUGCUUCCGCAAUCAAUGUUUAAUUUACUCAAUUCUGGAAAAUAUUGGCUGUGAUUCUAGCUAGUGUGACUCGGUUUUGUUGUUUUGAUUAGGACUAAAUUCUGCUUACUUACCCUGUACUUUCAAGGGUUCAUC